Chaetomium fimeti is the source of this 2512-nucleotide messenger RNA. RefSeq names its product OPT oligopeptide transporter protein-domain-containing protein. The record is from RefSeq and is a predicted model, not a curated record. The transcript is spliced from 3 exons. Gene Ontology annotation, molecular function: oligopeptide transmembrane transporter activity. The coding region runs from base 284 to 2395 and encodes 703 amino acids. Lineage: Eukaryota; Fungi; Ascomycota; Sordariomycetes; Sordariales; Chaetomiaceae. Gene Ontology annotation, cellular component: plasma membrane. Gene Ontology annotation, biological process: transmembrane transport.
GCAGUUCGAGAAGAUGCAUCGAUUCGACCCGAACCUGCCCUUGGACGAGCUGGAGGAGGUCGAUAUCGCGCUAAACACGGCCAAUGUCGAGAAGGGAGCCGAGAUCGAGCAGAUCCUAGCCGAGGAUAACUCGCCAUAUCCAGAAGUGAGAUUUUGAUGCUUUGCCUGCUUGCUUGCCCGGCCUCUCAAGAGGGGAUGGGGUCGGAAGGAAGAGAAGACAUGCGUGUUCUAACAUCCGCUUCCCAUCAAGGUGCGAGCCACGGUCCGGAAUUUCGACGUUGACAUGCCGGUAAACACGAUACGGGCAUGGACAAUCGGCAUGCUUCUCUGCACUCUUGGGUCCGCCGUCAACAUGGUGUUGUCGCUCAGGAACCCGAGUAUCUCACUCACGACCUUCGUCGUCCAACUAAUCGCCUAUCCCAUUGGACUGGCUUGGGACUUGGUCUUUCCCGACCGAGUGUUCAAUGUCUGGGGUCUCAAAUUCAACUUCAAGCCAGGGCCGUUCAACUACAAAGAGCACGUUAUUAUUGUGGUCAUGUCAAACGCCGCCUAUGGCGGCGGUGCGCUGUAUGCCACCGAUGUCAUCAUUGCACAGCGGAUGUGGUACAACCAAAACUUUGGCUGGUUAUGGCAGAUGAUGUUCGGCAUCACGACACUGUGCACAGGCUAUGGGCUGGCUGGCCUUGCAAGGAGGUUUCUCGUUUGGCCCGCCGCCAUGAUUUGGCCGACUGACCUCGUCAACUGUGCGCUCUUCUACACCCUCCACGACCACUCUCCAACGGACCCGGCGCGGGCAAACGGUUGGAGCAUGAGCCGCUAUAAGUGGUUCAUGCUUGUUUUCUCCGGCUCGUUCCUGUGGUAUUGGUUCCCGGGCUAUCUGUUCAUGGGCUUGUCAUGGUUUUGCUGGCUCACCUGGAUUUGGCCCGAAAACGUCGUCGUCAACCAGCUCUUUGGCGGCUACAGUGGCUUCGGCCUGUUCCCCCUCACCCUGGACUGGAGUAUCAUCUCCGGCUAUCUCAUGUCCCCGCUUAUCCCGCCCUUCCACGCCAUUGCUAAUGUGGUGGGAGGCAUCACGGCCUUCUUUGUCGUUAUCUCGCUUGCAAUCCACUACUCGGGUAUGUGGUACUCAGCUUACCUACCUGUUCAAAAUUCGCACGCCUACGACAACACCGGACGUCUGUACAACGUGUCGGCCAUUCUGGGCGACAAUCUGCAGUUCGACGAGGCCAAGUACAACGCGUAUUCCCCCCUGUACCUCCCCACGCAAUUCGCUCUCGCCUACGGCCUCUCCUUUGCCGCGAUCACCGCCGUCAUUACUCAUGUCGCGCUUUACCAUGGCCGCGAGAUUUGGACGCAGUGGAAGCUGGCCCGGUCGCAGGAGGACGAUGUUCACAUGCGGUUGAUGAAGAAGUACCGCGACGCCGAGGACUGGUGGUACACUGUACUGUUCAUCGUCAUGGUCGGCCUCUCCUUCGCCGUCGUCUGCGCUUGGGAUACCAACUUCCCCUGGUGGGCUUAUAUCGUCUGCAUGCUAAUUCCACUAAUAUGGACGAUCCCGAUCGGCAUCGUGCAGGCCAUCACCAACAUCCAGCUUGGCCUGAACGUCCUGACCGAGUUUAUCGUCGGCUACAUGCUCCCCGGCCGCCCCCUCGCCAUGAUGAUGUUCAAAAACUAUGGGUACCUCUGCAUGUCGCAGGCGCUUUACUUCGUCCAGGAUCUCAAGCUAGGCCACUACAUGAAGGUCCCGCCGCGCGUCAUGUUCUGGUCCCAACUGAUCGCGUCCAUCUGGUCGGCCAUCGUGCAGAUCGCCGUCAUGAACUGGGCGCUCGAAACGAUCCCCGACGUCUGCUCCGAGACCCAGGUUCACCAAUGGAACUGCCCGAGCGCCCGCGUUUUCUACACGGCCUCCAUCAUCUGGGGCGCCAUCGGGCCCGCCCGCAUGUUCUCAGGCGACGCCCUCUACAGCUCGCUCCAGUGGUUCUGGCUCGCCGGCGCCAUCGCGCCCGUCAUCACCUGGUUCCUCGCCCGGCGUUACCAGCGCGGCAUCUGGCGCUACGUCAACAUGCCGCUCAUCUUUGGCGGCUCGGGCAUGCUGCCGCCCGCGACCGUCUUCAUCUACUACUGCUGGGGCAUCGUCGGCACCGCCUUCAACUACUUCAUCCGCCGCCGCCGCACCGGCUGGUGGCUGCAGUACAACUACGUCACCUCGUCGGCCCUCGACUGCGGCCUCAUCGUCUCGACCCUCGUCAUCUUCUUUGCCCUGUACCUCAGCGAAACCCAAGCGCCGAGCUGGUUCGGGAACACGGCUGCCCUGAGGACCAUGGAUAUGCUCAACCAGGCGGUGCAGAUCCCCUUGCCACCCGGGGAGACGUUUGGGCCGAGCACGUGGCCUUGAUAAGAGGAGCGGCUAGUGUUGGAAUGGUGGUUAUGGGAUUUGUGUGCGCGGGCGGAGUCUGGGAGUUUGGGAGUGGGAUUUGAAUUUGUGUGGCUGGAUGUCACAUCAUGGCAUGGG